Molecule: messenger RNA, 3708 nt
Organism: Aspergillus bombycis
Lineage: Eukaryota; Fungi; Ascomycota; Eurotiomycetes; Eurotiales; Aspergillaceae
Product: 60S ribosomal uL3 domain-containing protein
Exons: 12
Coding region: 1-3708 (1235 amino acids)
Biological process (GO): ribosomal large subunit assembly; translation
Cellular component (GO): cytosolic large ribosomal subunit; ribosome
Molecular function (GO): structural constituent of ribosome; RNA binding; protein binding
Source: RefSeq, a predicted model, not a curated record
AUGGCUCACACCCAGCCGUCGCCCACAGGCGGCGUCACACCUCACCAUGGCCAUAUUGCUGCUCACCCGCAGGUUAAUGGCCACAUGCCUUUGCAGUCGCAAGGCCAGAAGGGUCCUCCCAUGAGCACUGCUCAAAAGAUUGCCGCACUGAAUGAACAGGUGUGGCUUCAAAUUGGUGGCCUAACUGAACUCAUGGGGGAUCUUGACGGCGCCAUGAAUGCGUAUGAACAAGCUUUGCGGCAUAAUCAAUGGUCUAUUCCUGCAAUGAACGCGAUCUCCUGUAUACUACGGACCAAGGAACAGUUCCCAAAGGCGAUUGAGUAUUUGCAGAAUAUUCUGAAGCUGGACCCAACGAGCGGCGAGACAUGGGGCAGUUUGGGGCAUUGCCAUCUCAUGAUGGAUAACUUGCAAGAGGCGUAUACCUCUUACCAGCAAGCGCUCUACCAUCUGCGUGAUCCGAAGGAACCCAAGUUGUGGUACGGUAUCGGUAUUCUUUACGAUCGCUAUGGUUCUCUCGAUCACGCCGAAGAAGCCUUCUCCCAGGUUAUGAGAAUGGCGCCUGAUUUCGAGAAAGCCAAUGAAAUCUACUUCAGAUUGGGAAUAAUCUACAAGCAGCAGCAGAAGUUCAAUCAGAGUCUGGAGUGCUUCAAAUAUAUUGUCACCGAUCCCCCACGUCCUCUUACGGAGGAAGACAUCUGGUUUCAAAUCGGUCAUGUCCACGAGCAACAAAAAGAUUUUGAUUCCGCACAACAAGCCUAUAGACGGGUUCUUGAUCGCGAUCCCAAUCACGCGAAGGUCUUGCAACAACUUGGGUGGCUGUAUCACCAACAGAGCAACAGCUACGCCAGCCAAGAAAAGGCAAUCGAGUACCUUGAGAAAUCAGUUAGCGCAGACAACACUGAUGCGCAGAGUUGGUACCUGCUUGGCCGAUGCUACAUGUCCCAAGCCAAGUAUCCCAAAGCCUACGAGGCCUACCAACAAGCCGUCUACCGGGAUGGUCGGAACCCAACUUUCUGGUGUUCCAUUGGUGUGCUUUAUUACCAAAUCAAUCAGUACCGCGAUGCGUUGGAUGCUUACUCGCGUGCUAUUCGCCUAAACCCUUACAUCUCAGAAGUUUGGUAUGACUUGGGAACUUUGUAUGAGUCCUGUAACAACCAAAUUGCGGAUGCUCUCGACGCGUACGGUCGUGCUGCCGAUCUGGAUCCGACCAACGUCCACAUCAAAGCACGCCUGCAGCUCCUUCAGAGCCAGUUGUCGGGUAGCAACCAGAGCAAUGCCCCGGCUCCUCAACCUCAGGAUGUCCAUCCCCAGGCCUAUCAGACUGGCGUUGGAGGUCCUCCCGCUCCUCAGUGGGGUGCGCCGGCACCGACUGGGGGUCCUCCUCCCCAGCCCCCUGCUCCGCCGAGGCAGAUCGCUGAUUGGAAUCGUGGAAUCAACGAACUUCAAUCUCAGGCUCAGGCCCAGGCGGCUAAUGGAUUUGACCACAGGGAUGCGGUUCGAGCUCCCGCAGCUAUUCAGCAACCCAGCCCACGCCAGGAGCCAGGGAGGGGCUUCCCCGAUGCUGUCCGUCCUCCGCCCACAGCAGCUCGUUCCCCAAAGACUGCAUUGGCCGGCCCAGGCGUGUAUGCGCCUGCACAUGCACUUCCUCAGAUUGCCAACCCGCCUGCGCCGUCUCACGAGCGUGCCCCUAGUGGUGCUGGCGGUUUCCCUUCCGCCACUCGAGGACCGUUACCUCCUGCUCCCGCAGGGCCCCCUCCUGCUCCAGGUGCGCCUAAUGGUGCUCCUACUUCUGGCGGCCCUCUACCCCCUUAUCAUCGCCCAUUCACCCCUCCGACUGAGAUUAGGCCUAUUCGUGAUGAGCGGCCCUCGUCUCCUGGUUCCACUUACCCACACCAGCAGUAUCAUCAUGGUCCUAGUGUGCCUCCUGUACAGGGCGCUGGUAGCACUGGAAUUGCGGGCGGUGCACCCCCACCUCCAUCUGCGAUCACUGCCGCUGAGGCCGCUGCUCGCGAACGUGAAGAUCGUCCCGCCUCUGCAAUGAAGCGGGGCCGCGAGUGGGAAGCCGAGUCCGCACCCGUUAAGAAGAUUGCAAAUGAGGAAAGCCGAGCUCGUCUCGACGAACAGCUUCCUCGUCGUGUCACUCCCCCAAACCGCAUGCCUUCCCCCGGCGAGAUGCAACGUCGCAGCUCGUCUGAAGUUCGACGCGAAGACCAACGUCGUAUCAACGAAAGUUACCAUCCUUCCGAGGCCGCUCAUCACCCUCCAACACUUCCAUCCAUUCAACACAUGCCACAACACGCCUCUGGCUCCGGCCUUCCUCCAAUGGCUGAAGGGUCUGCUCCGGCAGCCAACGGACCACAGCCUGGACCUUCUGCCCCUGUGCAGGUUAAGGAGGAGCCGGCCCGCAACGAGCAACCCCCGGCUCAUGAACCAGCUGCGCGGAAGAUGGACGUGGACGAGAACUAUGAUGAUGAUGGCGAUGAUGAUAAAAGAGCCAGCGCUGCUGUAAAGGGUAGCCCUUCUGCCAGCGGGUCGGGCAAUGCCAAUAAUGCCACCAAUGGCAGCUCCCUUGCCUACCUGCCCCGCAAGCGCGCUGCCAGACACCGUGGAAAGGUCAAGAGCUUCCCCAAGGAUGACCCCAAGAAGCCCGUUCACCUGACGGCCUCCAUGGGUUACAAGGCCGGUAUGACCACUGUUGUCCGUGACCUUGACAGACCCGGUGCCAAGAUGCACAAGAAGGAGGUUGUCGAGGCUGUCACCGUCAUCGAGACCCCUCCCCUUGUCGCUAUCGGUGUCGUCGGUUACAUUGAGACUCCCCGUGGUCUCCGCUCUCUCACCACCGUCUGGGCUGAGCACUUGAGCGACGAGGUCAAGCGCCGCUUCUACAAGAACUGGUACAAGAGCAAGAAGAAGGCCUUCACCAAGUACGCCAAGCAGCACGCUGAGGAGAGCGGUGCCUCCGUCACCCGCGAGCUUGAGCGCAUCAAGAAGUACUGUACCGUCGUCCGUGUGCUCGCCCACACCCAGAUCCGCAAGACCCCUCUUAAGCAGAAGAAGGCCCACCUUAUGGAGAUCCAGGUCAACGGUGGCUCCGUUGCCGACAAGGUUGACUUCGCCCGCAACCUCUUCGAGAAGACCAUUGAGAUCGACUCCGUCUUCGAGAAGGAUGAGGUGAUCGACGUCAUUGCCGUCACCAAGGGUCACGGUUUCCAGGGUGUCACCAGCCGUUGGGGUACCAAGAAGCUUCCCCGUAAGACUCACAAGGGUCUGCGUAAGGUUGCUUGUAUCGGUGCCUGGCACCCUAACCACGUCCAGUGGACUGUUGCCCGUGCUGGUCAGAUGGGUUACCACCACCGUACCUCCUGCAACCACAAGGUCUACCGUAUCGGUAAGGGCUCCGACGAGGCCAACGCCUCCACCGAGUUCGAUAUCUCCAAGAAGCAGAUCACUCCCAUGGGUGGCUUCGUCCGCUAUGGUGAGGUUAAGAACGACUUCGUUAUGCUCAAGGGUUCCGUCCCUGGUGUUAAGAAGCGUGUCAUGACCCUGCGCAAGACCCUCUACCCCCAGACCAGCCGCAAGGCCACCGAGAAGAUCGAGCUCAAGUGGGUCGACACCUCUUCCGAGUUCGGCCACGGUGCCUUCCAGACCCCCGAGGAGAAGCGCGCUUUCUUGGGUACCCUCAAGAAGGACCUUGUUACUUCCGCUUAA